AUGAUUUAUACCUUUAUGUACGUGAUUGUGUCUUUGACGAACCUUGUAUCUGUCGCAGGAGCUGUUGGUCUCACUUGCCUAGUUUUAGCCCUCCUUAACUGGAAACUUCAACAAGGCAAAGCAAAUGAACACACAUCAGAAAACUGCUGUUGCAGAACUCUAGAUGAAUCCCAGUGUGGUCAUGAGCCAAGAAAUUACCUCACUGAGGGAGCCUGUAACUGCCACUUAACUCAGGAAAAUGAAAUAAAGGCCACGUCCAUUGUGGGGUCUGGCAGGGAAAUGCCACUUUUACAGGAAAACAGGCAUCGAGCAACAGUAAAGGCAGACGCUCUGUCCAUAGGGCUAGACGCACCACUCAGAAGCAUUCAGAGAGCGAAUGAAUAUAAAAAGAGUGGCUCAUUUUUAUGCCUUAAAUGCAGAAUGGUAGAAUCAUGUCCUCAAGAGCCUUGUGAGACUAUGUCGAUAACAAAUGAAGCAGGGUCCCUAACAAAAGAUUUCCACAGGAGCAUUACAAAACCAAGCGCCUUUGAUCAGUGGGAAGAUCUACAGACUACAGUGCUGCAGGAACUUUCAAAGACUGAUAAAGCAGAUAUAAGGCAGGACACAUUUACUAGAAGAUGUGCAACUCCUACGCCUGCCUUAGCAAAAGAGAGACUUGAAAAGCAUUUAACAAAUGAAUCGUGGCAGUCUCCACCAGAAGCAGAAGACAAGUGUUUAAAACCUCAUAGGCAAAGAUAUUUUAUUACCAGCUCAUCAGCAGCACCUAACACAUCAGUGGAGUCAAAGGAACAUUGUAUGCAAAAGAUUUUACAAAGUCAUAGAUCACAACAUGAUGAUCAAUGUGGAUUGCUGGAAAGGAGCAAAAAUAUUUCUUUGCAGCUACACAACUCCCUUAUCUGUAAAUAUGUGAACUGUGAUAAAUUCCAGGGCUAUACAAAAGAAAAGAAAGAAAAUCACAGGGAAAAUUUAAAGUUGGAGAAAGAACAAACCAAAACUAAUAGAAGAGUAGGAGAAGAUUGCUUUAUGAGUGAUGAAGAGAUGCCUUUAUCGCCAGAAGUCAAGAAAAGAUAUAUACCAAAGAGUGUUAGCUUUUAUGUACCUGACUUGGCAACGGUAAACAGGUUGGAUGUGACGAUGAUGGACUCAAGUGAGGUAGGAUCUCAUAAGAAGAAUGUUCAAAAAAACCAAGAUAUCACCUUGGAAAGCAGAGAGCACAGCAAUUCAGAAACAAGAAGUGAAGGAGGUAAACUGUCUUCUGCUAAGGGAGAUAUUGGAAGGAAAACCUGGUUGAGGAAAGAUGAAGCCAACUGGAAGAGUAAAAUGAAAACUAAAGGACAAGACUUUUUAACUGUAAAAUUAAAUGUACAUCCCUUCAGAAAAGUGAGAAUCCACCCAGAGAAAUCACAUUGCAGUGAAAAAACACAACAAAAAUCCAACCAUCAACACAAAGAACCACCAAUUGAAUCCAAGAAGAAACUGUUACAGGCUUCCAACAAAGAGUUGACAAGAAAAGAAAGAAAAUCAAACCAAGGGUCUUCUGCAGUUCCUCAAAAUCAUCCAGGUACCAGAGAACAGAAGGAGAUUUAUUCCAGAAAAGUUGUUUCUCAAUUCUCUGACAAGCAGACCUUGGCUAAGAGCAAAAAUGCCAAAAGUGAAGCUAUUAUAACAAGUACUGAUGCAACAGAAUUGUCUGAAGAAAAGUGCAAUAAUCCAAUAGUGAGUGUUCCUCAGCUGUUCAAGAACAUUUCUCAUGUAAGAAAUUCUAAAGAUCUCACAUCUGUGCUUGCAGAAGCUGUUAUGUACAACAGUAACUUACCUCCACCCUCAAAGGAAACUGCGAGAAGUAUUACUCCAACUGUAUGUCUUGCAACUCAAAAUUUGGCAAGUAUUUCACAAAAUGGGGCAAAAGAUAUUUCCAUAUCCCUGUAUCCUAGAGAAGUAAAAGACGACGACACAGGGGCUACAGAGUCAUAUGGGUACCAAAAUUCACAGAUGACUACAAGAAAGGAAAAGGAUUGGGAUUCUUCUUCAGCUCUUAUUAUCCAAACACAAAUCACAGGCAACUUGCAGACAAAAAAUCCCAGCAGUGAAUGUGAUUUGGAACUAAAGUCAGUUAUGGAGGAUACAGUGAAAAAUGGCAAUCAAGGCCAGAUGGACAACCGAGUAUUAAAAAGCCAGAGUGAAAACUUAAACAGGAUAGAAAGAUUGGAGAGCCGUGAAAAGGCUAAAGAACAUGAAUCAUUAGAAGGAAAUCUACUUGCUGUGGACUCUUAUACUUUCACUGUUAUACCACAGAUUCCCCCAGAUAUCAACCCAACUUCAACAGAAACAUAUUUUGUUCCCAAACAAAGUAGCACAGAGCCUCCAAAUCACAUCAGUAGUUUGCUUCUGUAUACUGAAGCCAGUGAGCAUUUAACUCGUAGUAGCAAAGAUGGAACUGACAGUACUGAUAACCCGCAUGGAACAGUUAGCACUGAAGACAAUGGGGUAAAAAUAGAAGAGAGAGAAAAUAAACAGCCACCUAAUAACAGUGAGUCAUUGGCUGAAGUGCUAAUCCCAGACACACAAAUGAACUCGGAUGGUCUAGCCGAAGACAUACCACAAACUCAGAAUGAUGUGGAGAGUGAAAAAUGUAAAUUAUUUUGUACAAGCACUGUCAAAGUAUCUAUUAUGUCUAAUACAUCCAGUAUCCCCAGUUCUCCUAAAACUAGAAAUAUACUACCAUGUAGUGACAUCAAUUUUCAAACAAACAAUAAUAGGCACGUGAAGAAUGUGCAGAAUUUGCAACACAUUCAAAACAAUCAACCUGAUGAAGAUAACAAUAUACAUGAAGAAGGUGAAAUGCCACUGGGAGAGCACAAAGAGCCUUAACCAGAGUUAAAAGACAUUAGUUUUGAGGCAGAAAAGGAGGUGCCUUUAAUUCCUAGCAGAAUAAAUGAUGCUGAAAACUCUGCUCCAAAAGCUACACUGUACCCACCAUCUGCUGGAUAUGCUAAUACAUCACCUUUAGAGUCAGAACAAAGUGAGGAAAAUAACUCAAACAACAAUCACAUUCCUCUUUUGCUUUCUUCAAAACUACAGACAAACAACCCCAGCCUUUCUGAAAAUUCAAAAUUCAUUAUUGUGGCAGAAAAUUUGAACAAGUCAAUGAACAUAACACAAUAUUUGAUUGAAUGUGAUGAAAAAAUGCAAGACCAACCAACUAGAGACAUUUUACUUGAUUAA
Molecule: messenger RNA, 3225 nt
Organism: Gopherus evgoodei (Goodes thornscrub tortoise)
Lineage: Eukaryota; Metazoa; Chordata; Testudines; Testudinidae
Gene: LRRC53
Product: leucine rich repeat containing 53
Source: RefSeq, a predicted model, not a curated record